ACUACUUUUUGUAAUCGAUCGAAAGCAAACGAUCCCUUAUUUUAGUAAUCCUUGGAAACCCAUCACACCUCUCUCUCUCCUCUCUCUUUCUCUCUCUAACUCGAAUCUCUCAGUUUCAGAGCUUUCACAGCUCUCUUUCAACACAGCUCGAGACCCUCUUUGUUCCUUCUGUUCCUCUCAUUCCCUCAAAACUGAACCCUAAGCUUAUAAAUCACAUCCUAUACAUAAACACACACAUAUAUACAUAAACACACAUAGAUAUACAUAUAACCGUACACAUAGAUAUAUGUAUGUGUUUUUUGUGUGUUCUAUUUGAUACUCUGAAUUCGAAUUGGUAGAUCAAAAUGCGGGUGAAGGAAAUGCAUCCACUGUGUUGUAUCUCGCUGGAGAGUCCGGGGAUCGGAGACCAGUCGCCGGAGGUGGCGCUGUCCAGAACCGGGUCAUGCUUGUCGGCGGAGAUCAUUUCCGGUGGAUCUGAUGGCAAUGCCGGACGGCCGGCUGGAUCGGAAGCCAGCUUCGCCGGAGUUCUCCACAAGUGGACCAAUUACGGCAAGGGGUGGAGAUCCAGGUGGUUCGUGCUGCGCAACGGCGUGCUCUCCUACUCCAAGAUUCCCCGGCCGGAGAACUCGUCUAUGUUGCCCGCCGGAGAAGACGUCCGGCUCAUUGGCGACGUCUCCUCCGCCCGCCUCACCCGCCUCGACAGUUCCGGAUCACGACGCAAGCACCAGAAAACCAUUGGCGUCGUUCAUCUCAAGCAGAUCUCUUCGUUUCGGGAGAGCAGGUCAGACGACAAACGAUUCUACAUAUUUACAGCUACAAAGACUCUUCAUCUGAGGACUAAUUCAAAGAAAGAAAGAGUGGUUUGGAUAGAAGCUUUGGUUUCGACUCGAAGUCUGUUUUCAUUAAGACCCUUAAAUGAUAAUCUGUCCCUUGUACCGGAUGAUAUAUCUCUAUCAACUGAAAGGCUUAAAAGACGAUUGCUUGAAGAGGGGAUUAGUGAGGUACUUGUCAAGGACUGCGAGCAGAUAAUGCUUUCAGAAUUUUCGGAAAUACAAGGACAAUUUAAAGUGCUCUGUGAAGAACGGUCCAAUUUGCUUGACACACUAAGACAGUUGGAGGCAGCUAACAUUGAAGCUGAAGGCUCAGGAAUUCAUGAUGGUGAAUACCGAUUGGUGAAGCAUGGAUAUUCCAGUUUAGGGCGUGGAAAAUAUAGUGAAUGCAGCACAACUGAAUCAUCAGACGACAUUGAGAAACAAGAGCUUGAGGAAGUGACGGAUGAAGAAGAAGCCACCUUUUUUGACACAAAAGAGUACUUCUCUGAACCAGCCACCAGUACCUUAACUGAAAUUACUAAUUAUAUGGAUAAACAUGUUGGAACUGUAAAUCACAUUGAUGAUGUGAAGAAGAUGAAUGCUGAGAUUGGAAUUACUGACUCUAGAUAUCCACAAAUUGAAAGGCGAAAGAAGCUUCCUGAUCCAGCUGAGAAAGAGAAAGGGGUUAGUCUUUGGUCUAUGAUCAAAGACAAUGUGGGAAAGGACUUGACCCGGGUUUGUCUCCCUGUGUACUUUAAUGAGCCAAUAUCAUCUCUCCAAAAAUGUUUUGAGGACUUUGAGUACUCUUAUCUUUUGGAUCGCGCAUAUGAGCAUGGAAAAGCGGGAAACAGUCUCCUAAGAGUUUUGAAUGUUGCUGCUUUUGCGGUUUCUGGAUAUUCUUCAUCUGAAGGUCGCCACUGUAAACCCUUCAAUCCCUUAUUGGGUGAAACUUAUGAAGCUGACUAUCCUGAUAAAGGAAUUCGCUUCUUGUCGGAGAAGGUUAGUCACCACCCAACACUUGUUGCCUGCCACUGUGAAGGCAAAGGUUGGAAAUUUUGGGGUGACAGUAACAUUAGAUCAAAAUUUUGGGGAACAUCAAUUCAGCUUGACCCUGUUGGAACUCUAACCUUAGAGUUUGAUGAUGGCGAGAUUUUCCAAUGGAACAAGGUGACAACAACCAUUUAUAAUCUCAUCCUUGGUAAACUAUACUGUGACCACCAUGGGACGAUGCACAUACAUGGUAAUCGCCAGUAUUCUUGCAAACUAAAAUUCAAAGAGCAUUCUAUUCUUGACCGAAAUCCUCACCAGGUUCAUGGAUUUGUUGAAGAUGUCAAGGGGAAGAAAGUUGCCACAUUAGUUGGGAAGUGGAACGACAGCAUGUAUUAUAUGAAUGGAGAUGGGACUAGCAAAUCAAAUGAUUUGUCCAAUGCAUCUUUGUUGUGGAAAAGUAGUAGGCCUCCUCUUAAUCUCACUCGCUACAACCUGACGUUGUUUGCAAUUACACUAAAUGAGUUGACAUCAGGAUUGCAGGAGAAGCUCCCACCCACGGAUUCAAGACUCAGACCAGAUCAACGUCAUCUGGAGAAUGGGGAAUACGAAAAGGCAAACGCAGAGAAAUUACGGUUGGAGACGCGGCAAAGAAUGUCGAGGAAAUUACAAGAAAAGGGGUGGAAGCCCAAAUGGUUCCAAAGAAAUGGUGAAGAUGGACCUUUCUGCUACGUGGGCGGCUACUGGGAAGCACGGGAGCAGCGGAAAUGGGAUGGGUGCUCAAAUAUAUUUGGUGAAUUUGACGAAGAUCUUGUUAAUUCCUCUGAAGGGGCCUGAUUUUUACAAUGGACGUUGACGGAGCAACUUUAUGCAUGCAUGACCUAAUUUGUUCCAGACUGCAUCAGUUUGCCAGAUUUUCUUUUCUGAGGUUGACACAAGUCGAUCCUGAAGUACAUCCGAAUUAAGAAUCAAUCUUCGAUAAUGGUGGUGGAUCAGAGUCAAAUUUCUUUGUUAUUUUCUGUCAUCUGUUGUAAUCUUGUAAUUUCCACCCCCAAUUUACAUAAGUAUAUGUAUUUUUUCUUUGUUAAGAAAUAAAAGGGAAAAAAAAAGGUGUUGCAGAAAUCAUUUAAACA
Messenger RNA from Cornus florida, 2932 nucleotides. RefSeq names its product oxysterol-binding protein-related protein 2A-like. The transcript has 11 exons. Gene Ontology annotation, molecular function: sterol binding. Bases 345 to 2636 code for a protein of 763 amino acids. NCBI's taxonomy places the organism in Eukaryota, Viridiplantae, Streptophyta, Magnoliopsida, Cornales, Cornaceae. The record is from RefSeq and is a predicted model, not a curated record. Gene Ontology annotation, cellular component: intracellular membrane-bounded organelle; cytosol; membrane.